AAAAAGUAGUAAUUUACCAUGAGUGCCCUGGAAAAUACGCUCCAGAUUGAGAUUAAACUGGAAAAGGAGAAAACAAAUCAAGCAUUACUGAAGGACCAUGUCGAGAAGUAUUCCGAGCUAACGCAAUCCAUGUCCAAGAUUCUGAACUCCUUCGAGCAGAGGUUAGGGAAGCUCGAACAUACUAUACUGCCUGUGUACAACAUUACCAAGAAUUUACAGAAACAACAGCAAAAUCUUGAUAGUACACUGCAAUAUAUGGAACAAGUGCUGUCACACUACGACGCUUCGCAGGACGUAUGCAACCUCAUUCACCAAGGACCGUCGGAGGGCAACAUCGGUUCGUUCCUGGAUGGGUUGAACAAGCUGAAAAAGGCAAAAGAUUACUUCCUGAACAACAAUCCGCAGAGCGUUGAGCUGGAGAACGUUACCAGCCUGUUCAAUAAUGGAUGCGAAACCCUCAAUAAUCAUUUCAAAUCGUUGCUCAAAAAGCAUAACUCUCCGUUGAAACCAGUUGACCUGUUAGAUAUGAUCUACAUCGAAGAAGAUUCAUCGAAUGAAGAUUGUCCCUCAAUCAAACAGCUCCCUCCGAGUGCACGAGAAGAGCUGAACGUGAUUGCACAAUGGUUGGAUAACAAUUUGCGACGCGAGUACGUGCAAAUAUUUGGCGACGAACGGUCGGAAGUUAUUAUGCGAUCGUUGCAAAAUUUAAAAGAUCAUCAAAAAAGUGGUAGCUGGGGAAAUGAGCCGCUGCGCACAAGGCACGGCUAUGGACGGGCGGAAAGUGGCGUUAAGAAAACAACGUCUGCCCGGUUGCAGCAAAUAUUCGAACGGAAAGCUAAUAAAAUGUUCAUGAAAGCUUCCCAAACCCUCGGUCAGUCGGCGGGAUUAGCAAUGAGAAAAAAUUCUUCUUUCGGAGAUAUUCUGGCAGCGGAAGAGUACGGGAACGACAAUGAUCAGGAGCUGGAAAAGUAUCUCGUACUGCUGCUGGGUCUUCAGAAGCUGCUAGUAUGGGAACGACAGCUGCUGAACGAUAUUGUGCCAACGUCCCGGCACAAUGAGGUUUUCUCCAGAUUGUCCCAACCAUCGAUCGAAAUGGUGGUAAAAGAUGCGGAACAAAUAACUUCUAAAGUGAUGCGAAGCAUCGGACGGAAGGAAUGGUCCGCUGCACUUGGCAUAUUUUCCGCCCUCAAGCACGUUCAAAUUUUGCAACCCGACAUCGAUCGUAUUUGUGACGCGACUCAGAAGCAACAGCUGUCGGGUGUACUGAACCGUUUGCAGCAAACCGCUUCGAAGGGUUUGGAACAGUUUAUUGAAUCCGUACGCAAUGAUUCCGGUGGUGGCGGUAUGGUCAGCAUGACGUCCAGUACGAUAAGUUACGGUGGUGGUUCGAACGUUCCACGCGACGCAACGGUGUACGAACUGACUUCAAACACGAUCUGGUUCUUGGAGCAGCUGCAGGAGCAUUGCGACACUAUCGGAGGAUUGCUGCAAACGGAGUCCAUCUACACGAACGAUCUUGAUCGUAUCGCAUCGCAAAAAGCACUCUCAAUUGAACAGAAAAAUAAGGCUCUGUUGGGGAUUUACGUCCGGAAAGUAUUGGCCGAAUUGAACUACACAAUUGCAACGAAAUCGGAACAGUACAGUGAUGCGGCAACGAAGCAACUCUUCAAGCUAAACAAUACCCACUACAUCUUGAAGUCACUGCAACGUUCCAGUCUGAUCGAAAUCGUCGCCCUGACUGAGCACGAUUGCGAGCGUCGCUAUCAGAAAAUGAUUCAAGAUCUAAAGAAGGCGUACCUCGGAUCGUGGUCCAAGUUACUGUCCUUCAUACAUCCGCUGGACGAUAUGCCACGGCCGAUCAAUGGUAAGGUGAAGGAUAAGGAACGAGCCACCAUUAAGGAUCGGUUCUCGAACUUCAACAAGGAGCUGGAUGACGCGGUUAAAACACAGCGUGCCAUCUCGGUGCCGGAUGUGCUGCUACGGGAGGGCAUCAAACGGGACAAUAGUGAACACAUCGUUCCGAAGUAUAAUACGUUCUUUGAAGUAUAUUCCGAUGUGCAGUUUAGUAAGAACAUCGACAAGUACGUAAAGUAUCGUCCAUCGGAUGUCGCAACCAUGCUGAAUAGCUUCUUCGAUGAUACGGUUUAAAGUAUUAAUUAUAUUGUAUU
Messenger RNA from Anopheles maculipalpis, 2168 nucleotides. RefSeq names its product exocyst complex component 7 (gene Exo70). Gene Ontology annotation, cellular component: exocyst. Gene Ontology annotation, molecular function: phosphatidylinositol-4,5-bisphosphate binding. NCBI's taxonomy places the organism in Eukaryota, Metazoa, Arthropoda, Insecta, Diptera, Culicidae. Gene Ontology annotation, biological process: exocytosis. The transcript is spliced from 6 exons. The record is from RefSeq and is a predicted model, not a curated record. Bases 19 to 2148 code for a protein of 709 amino acids.